UAUUCAGAGCUCAGGCCUCCAGACACGUAGCAUGGGAGAGAGGAGAAGAAUGCAGGUGGGGUCAGGCAGAGCUUCAACAGAUUUCAAGUCCUCUUCAUGAAACAGCUAAAUGGUAGUUGUUUGGAUAGUGCCAGGGGCUCUUCCAGGCCUGUUUUUAAGGAUUGCUGGUUGUGAGGGAAAGAUGCAAGCUUUGAGCAGUAUCUGCCAAGCUGUGAGCUACAGAACUGGCUUGAAGGCUGCUGACAGUAAUGAUUGCUUUACUUCCUGCAGGGAUGAUUUCUGUUAUUAGCUUCUCUGAUACUGUCCAUGGCUAUACUUCUUCAGAUGGUUUACGACAGGAUUUGGUAGUUCAUAGAGUUGAUAUUUGAGAACUGAAGGGCACAUCCUGCUGCAUGAUUUGAUGCAGAUCUGGCUGAAUGAUCAGUGACUGAAAUCACUGCUCCCAUCAAGUUUGGAUCACUGCUGGAAUGGCCAGCAUCUGUGCGUGGCUGUCCUGACAUUUUCCAUCAGGUUGCCCUGAACAGACAAGGCUAGAUGGACUUUUCUUCCUUACUCUGGCAAAAUCUCCUGUGCCUUAAGAAUGGGACGGGAAAUUUAUAAGCUCAGCACUGCCAAUGAUAAAUGACAUGUCUGGGGAAGUUGCAUGGCCUGGACAGAGCAGUCAAGCCAUAGCCACUCACCCAUAGAAGAGCCCGUCCCUUACCUGCAACAAGAUUGUCACUGCUGGGUCAGAGACUUUAUGCCUGUGAACAUAAAAAACAAUUUGGAGACAUUUUCUCACCACAUAAAAUUAUAAUUGAAUAAAAUCUGGAAGAGGCCCCUUCUCUGAUGGAUUUAGCAGCAGUGCUUAGCACAGGAGAUGAAGCAUGGGCCAACUGCAAGCGGGUAGGCCCCUCUGGAUUGUGCACAGUUUGCUAGAAAGCAGUAGGAGCUGGGACAUCUGGGUUCCUGAGUGCUGCUCCUGGCUCUAGGCAGGCAGAGAGGUCUGGCCGUGGAAUGUACAUGUUUUCAGUGCUCUUCAUAUCAAACCAGUAGCUGAAUCUUACAGCCACCACACUGCCAUUCUGAAUCACCUUCCUAGCUGUGCUUCAAGGAAAUGGAUAACAUCUUCUUUUCCACUAAAUGGGCCUACCUGAUAGCUGGCUGCAGCCUGAGGCUGGUAAAAAAUGACUUGUCUACCAGGAAGGGCUGUGAAAUAGGCAGGAGAAGCAUCAAGGAGCAGAGGAAGUGGGAUUUGAAUGUACGAUCAUCUGACUGCUAGCAUCCCAUUUGCGCACAUGGAUGUGGUGCACCACUUGGCCUGGCUGUACAGAAGUCUGAGAGUGCAAUGAUACAAAGAAUUUGGCAUGCCUGGGAUGUAAUGUCCUCACCUGGGAUAUUUUACAGCUAAUAGGACAGAUUGCUGUGUCCUUUGCAUAGUGUUCUAUGUGACCCUAGAAUCUUUGCUACCUCUGUCUCUUGUUCGAUGACGUUGUCUGCAAACUGCCUCACUUUAUAGCAGAUGCCGUAAUGCCUGGGACACUGGACCAGGACCUGGGAUAGUUGAUACCACUGUUGGGUGAGCUACAGGACUUCUUGCAUUCUUGGAGAAUCUCUAGUUCCUUUUGCCCACCUGUUCAAUGAAGAUAAAUCUCCUCCUCAGAAGAAGUGCAAAGCCAUACAUUGUUCUUCAGAUGCUGUGACUGAUGACUGAGAAGAGCCUACACAGAGAACCUGGGGUCUACCUCACCCUGCAUAAGAUAUCUAAAAUGAGCUGGUUGCUGUAAACUCCCUCUGUAGUCAAGAAGGAAAACCGGGCAUUGCUAAAGCACGGAUUUUCUCAUUUGGAUUUCCGGUCCCCUAAUGGGGGAAGAUUCCUGGGAAAGGGGUGCAGAUAACUGGAUCUGAUGUAGAUACCUACAGCACAGGAGUCUAAAUCUGUGUCCGCGGGCAGAACCAGCACUGACUAGCAGUGGUGACAUAGGGCAACAAAGGAGUACAGACUUCCCUGGAGGCAAAGUUUGCUAAUGACUUCUAGCCAUAAGCUUCACUCUGGCAUACCUGAGGAACAGCAUGCAUGCAGAAUUCACCAGUUUUACAGCUACGGCUUCAGCAGAGAAGGACUCGUGAACAGCUGGCAGACCAGGGCAUUAUGCCACCACUGAAAAGCCCAUCUGCAUUCCAUGAACAACGAAAAAGUCUGGAGCGAGCCAAGACUGAAGACUAUCUCAAGCACAAGAUCAGAAGCAGGCCUGAGCGCUCAGACCUGGUCAAUAUGCACAUUUUACAAGACUCAGCUGCAGAAGGGUCCAUUCAAUCUACUCAAAUGAAGCUGAAAAGAGCCCGACUGGCAGAUGAUCUCAAUGAAAAGAUUGCCCUCAGGCCAGGUCCUUUGGAGCUGGUGGAGAAGAAUAUUAUUCCUGUCGACUCAGCUGUGAAAGAGGCCAUAAAAGGUACCCAGGUGAACUUCUCCAAGUCAUCCGAUGCAUUUGCAUUUGAGGAGGACAGCAGCAAUGAUGGCCUGUCCCCGGAGCAGGCCAGAAGCGAGGACUCCCAGGGCUCCACAGAAUCAUCAGCAGGCACCAAACCCUCAGAGCCAGCUUCCUCUGCCACCUCGGGAACACCCCAGGAUCACCCCCACGGCGCUGACAGCAAUGCGACCGACCCGGCCUCAGGGCAGAGCAGCCAGUGCGACAGCCCCAAGCAGGCACCAGGGCAAGACAGCCCACCGCUCCCCAUGCCCUCUGUGGUGAAGUCCAAAUCAUCCAGCGAUAGCAAAAAUCGUCACAAAAAGCCCAAGGACACCAAGCCCAAGGUGAAGAAGUUGAAAUAUCACCAGUACAUCCCUCCAGACCAAAAGGCAGAGAAGUCCCCUCCACCCAUGGACUCUGCAUAUGCCAGACUCCUCCAGCAGCAGCAGCUCUUCCUGCAGCUCCAGAUCCUCAGCCAGCAGCAGCAGCAGCAACAACAGCAGCAGCAGCAGCAGCACUUCAGCUACCCAGGGAUGCACCAAGCCCAACUAAAGCAAUCAAAUGAGCAGAUGGUCAAAAGUUCAAACUCUUCAUCAACUUCUGUCAACAACACCCCUCUUUCUCCUGUGAAAACCACCUUUUCAGGCCAGACUUGUGUCUCAUCUGUCAAGCCAGGUCCUCUGCCAUCUAACCUGGAUGAUCUGAAAGUGUCAGAACUGAGACAGCAGCUGCGAAUAAGAGGCCUGCCCGUAUCCGGUACAAAAACUGCAUUAAUGGAACGGCUGCGGCCCUUCCAAGAGUGCAGCAACAGCGCAGUACCAAACUUCAGUGAGAUAACAACUGUCACCUUCCCAGUCACUCCAACGAGCACCUUGUCAAGUUACCAGUCGCAGUCCUCCACCAGCAUGUUAUCGAAUGGCUUCUACCACUUUGGCAGCACCAGCUCCACCCCACCCAUCUCCCCAGCCUCCUCUGACCUCUCUGUGAGCGGCUCUUUGCCAGACACGUUCAAUGAUGGGCCCAUGUCUUCUCCUCAGUUCGGUCUGCAGCCAUCACCGGUUCAUGGCAGUACUGAAGAAAGCCUCAUGAGCAGCAUGAAUGGAGGGAGCAUCCAGCUGGAGCUGGAAGGGAUUGACACAGAAAAAGACAAGAUGCUGGUGGAGAAGCAGAAGGUCAUCAAUGAACUGACGUGGAAGCUGCAGCAAGAGCAGAGGCAGGUUGAAGAGCUACGGAUGCAGCUUCAGAAACGGAAGAGAAGCAGUGGCCUUGAGGAGAAACAACAGUCCACUCAGCAUUUCUUUGGGGUUCCCAUCAAGCAAGAAAACACAGUGUCCAGCUGCCCAUUUGCAUCCAAACAAACUGCCUUGAAAGGCCAAGCCAACAGCUCGGAUAAGUUAAGUAACUGUGGGGUGCCGCAGCUGCCUCACAUUGUAAAUAGCCACUGCUUGGAGCCUGCAGGCCAGAGCACCAUCACCUCCUCAACAUUCCUUAGCCCGCAGUGCUCCCCCCAGCACUCUCCGCUCGGGGCUGCAAAAAGCCCGCAGCACAUCAGCCUGCCGCCAUCCCCUAACAGCCACUAUCUCCUCUCAGUGUCCCCCAGCUCACAGGCAGAAGGGCGCAGCGGGUCCCCGCAGACCAACAAUUGCCUUCGCACAGCAUCGAUGGCUACGCAGGCAGGUCAAAAGUUUUCUAUUCCAUCCCCAAGUUUUUGUAAGUCAAGCCCAGCCCUCUCAGAGGUAAAGCAGCCUCCACCCUAUGAGGAUGCAGUGAAGCAGCAGAUGACACGAAGUCAGCAGAUGGACGAACUCCUGGACGUGCUGAUUGAGAGUGGAGAAAUGCCAGCCAACGCCAAGGAAGAUCGUUCCUGCCUCCAGAAAGUACCUCAGAUAACAGUGUCUACAGGGAACUCCAGCACUUCACUCCCAAAGUCAUCUGCCCCAUUUGAACAGGUCUCCUCAGCCCAGCUCUCGUUUGAGCACUGUCCAGGCAGCAGCGACACUCACCUCGAAGUCUUACUGAACGCUCACAGCCCGCUAGGGAGAGCUGGAGAAAUUGCCCUGCUGAAGAUGGGAGGAGAAGAGUCCCACUUCGAAGGGAUGAUAGAGGGGUUCUCUGGCAAAGCCACAGAUGAACUGCUCACCUCCCAGGAGAUUUUACAGACUCCUCUCUCACCCAUGGAAACCCAGCUCUCCCCUUCCCCUGCUGACGGCUCUGGUUUACAAAUGAGUUUCACUGAAUCUCCAUGGGAGACAAUGGAAUGGCUGGAUCUAACCCCCCCUAGCUCCGCCACGGGCUUUGGCUCUCUUACACCUGCAGGUCCCAGCAUCUUCAACAUUGAUUUCUUAGAUGUUACUGAUCUUAAUCUAAACACCAGCAUGGACCUUCACCUGCAGCAGUGGUGAAAGGGAGGGUGGUGGAAGCAGGACACGGUAUGCCCACAGCAGCCAGCACAGUGUUUCCGUCACACCAGAGAACCCACAGGGCUAACAUGUCACAUUCAGGAGAAACUGGAGUCAUUUUCCCAGCAUAUAAACUUGUUCCAAUUUCCAGGUACUGCAAAUUGACAGCGCAAUAGCUCUGGUACUUUGAUUUUCCUCCAUCUACACAUCACCACAGACGAUACCAGUGCCUUUAAAAACACUAUUCUAGACUGAUAAUUUUCUAGAACUUCCAUUUUGUUUCUUCCGUCUUUUUUCCGCCAGUUUUAGGAGUCACUCCCAUGAGAACUGGAGCAGCUCAUGACAAAACUGUGGGGUGAGGAGAACUCACCUGGGAAGCAGCAGAAAUCAUCCAGAGGAUGGCCCAUUGCUACCCCAUUCCCUACUCCCCUCCUGCCCCACUAGCCCUUUAGGCAAUAUUGGAAGGCACGUCCUAGCCAUGCUGAGACCAGGAGGUGCAGGGGCGGGGAGGGCCAAUCACUCUGCCCAGCCCAGGGCAACAAGCACACUUCUCUGUGCCAGACUCACCUUUCCUUGCUUCCUGCCUUCUGUCCAAAAGGCCUCAAAGCCACAUUGCCCUAGUCCCUGCAUAGUUGUGCUCCAGGUGGGUGAGAGAUGGAGCCUGUCAUGUUCAUGGUGGCACUUAGGAAUGUGCGCACACUUCCCAGUGGGAUGGAAGCCAGAGAGCAGUCCCAGCUGCAGUCUGAACUGAAUCAGGCUGAAGCCUGUGACCUUGAAACAGAGAGUUCUGGAUGCUGUAGGCAGCUGCUCAGGCUGCGGAUGCAGGUGUCGAAGGGAAUGGCGUUCAGAUGGAGCUGCCAUGUCCCCACUAGCGUGGUACAGAUAAAGAGAUGUGUAAUGUGUUUUGGCCCAAGUUCAGGAGCAAGUCAUAUGGAAAAUACCACAAAGUUUGGUAGGGAGCGUCCUCUAUGUGGCUGGAAGGAACAAUGGAUUGUUACCACCCUGCAUGACCUGGGAGCCAGGGGAGCCAGAAGUAUCAGCUCAGCUACCUGUAAGUGGGACAGGGUCGAGCAGGUCGGUGUGUGGCCACAGUUUUGUAUGAGCAUCUGCUUUUGUAGUCUCCACUCCUUUGCACCCAUUCCUUCUUCCUUCCCCCCAUUCUACCUUGUUCCCCAAUAGAUUCUCCCCUUUUCUGAAUAUACGCCGGCAUCACUGUUCACUCAGCUCAGAGCAAGACCAUCCAGAGAACAGCUGUGAAUCACUGAGCCUAGAGGAGCUUGUUCUUCUGAAGCCCACAGAGAUGGAUGCUCUCCUACAGUGAUGCCUUCAGUUUGAAGUCACCAGCAUUUCUCCUAUGAGUCUCUGUGCAAUAUACUUCCUCAGGCUCUAGUGAGAAGGAGCCUUUGCUUCACUUCUUGGCUUCCACCAAAGAACUUGCUGCAGACUGUUUGACGGACACAUCUACUUCUUUGCAAUUCUGGUUUUGCCAAAGUAAAUAUUGUUGCUGACAAAGAUUGUUAAACUAUUUACAGACUGAGUGUAUUUAAUAUUUGUGUUACUGGAAGGACAGCACAUUGGAGAUGCAGCAGCUGGGGAGGAGGUCCAGCACGAGGGGUCUGCAGGCAGUCUGGCCAGCAGCUCCUGCGGGAUGCUCCACUCGAAGGGCUGCUGGAGCUGUCGAAGGAGCUCUGCAGCCCUUGCUGUGUCUCCAGUUCAUGGCGUUGUUGCAUGCUGUAUAAAGAACAUGGCAGUAGCUUUUAAGUCACUAUUUAAAGCACCACUUUUCUAUUGUACAAAUGGUCACAGUGCACUGCUAGGAUAGAUAAUCACAGGUUGCGUUUUUUUUUUUUAAGGAAUUUCUUUUUGUAAGUGAAAGAUUUUUAGAGCCAUUUCAUGGAGAAUAUUAAUAGCACUUGAUUCAGAGUAGUGUUAGCUGCUACACUGCGUAACUGUACAGGGCUUUCCAGAUAAUUUUCUCCUUUCAACAAAUGUAUUUCCUUAUUUAAAGGGAUGCUGUCAGCUUCAAACUUGUAAGCAAGCACAUUGCUUUACCUAUGUUACCAGCAACACCUUCAUUAUUAAAAACCCCUUUGUCUUGCCACUC
Messenger RNA from Dromaius novaehollandiae (emu), 6953 nucleotides. RefSeq names its product myocardin (gene MYOCD). Gene Ontology annotation, molecular function: transcription coactivator activity. The coding region runs from base 2057 to 4852 and encodes 931 amino acids. The record is from RefSeq and is a predicted model, not a curated record. The transcript has 13 exons. Gene Ontology annotation, biological process: smooth muscle cell differentiation; cardiac muscle cell differentiation; positive regulation of transcription by RNA polymerase II. Gene Ontology annotation, cellular component: nucleus. NCBI's taxonomy places the organism in Eukaryota, Metazoa, Chordata, Aves, Casuariiformes, Dromaiidae.